Molecule: messenger RNA, 564 nt
Organism: Adineta ricciae
Lineage: Eukaryota; Metazoa; Rotifera; Eurotatoria; Adinetida; Adinetidae
Source: the annotation of a GenBank genome assembly
AUGGCAUCACAUAACUAUCAUCAAGGACCAUCUGCUCCACCCAUGUAUCCUGAAGUUGGCGGUACUACUCGUCCAAUACCACCCGUUCGGUUGGAAUAUCAACAGAGUGCACAAGACGAAAAUCUUCUACCACCUACACCACCGAUACGUAUGGAUGAUCCUUCAGCUCACCGAACAAUCAAUACUAGAUUAAGAAGGAAUGAUCAGGAGAGAACUACUGGUGAUUUAAACGUUGAAACGACGUGUAACUACAACAGUUAUGCAACGAAGAAGACGAUUGCGAUGAUGUUGUUGCUAUUAGCUAUCAUCACAAGUAAUGCAAUGCAAUUGCGAACUUUGAUUUUACAAAAACAACAUGAUAGAAUUUGGAUUGCAUCGCUGGUGCUUGUUUCCAUGUCGAUUGUAAUUCAGCUUGGCUUGAGCUUUCUGUUAUACUUAUUGAUCAAAAUGGUUCUUAUCGUGGUUAUGAAUGUGGUGAUUAAUAUAUUUAUGUUGACAACAAAUCCAAAGAGUUUUCUGGAUACACGAUCAUUGGAGAUUUUACAACAGGCUCAGACACAAUAA